Molecule: messenger RNA, 1982 nt
Organism: Archocentrus centrarchus (flier cichlid)
Lineage: Eukaryota; Metazoa; Chordata; Actinopteri; Cichliformes; Cichlidae
Gene: prelid3a
Product: PRELI domain containing 3A
Exons: 7
Coding region: 333-869 (178 amino acids)
Cellular component (GO): mitochondrial intermembrane space
Source: RefSeq, a predicted model, not a curated record
GCUAAGCGGCUCCGCAGUUGCACCGGCUUCCCUCUUGUCCUAGCGAGGCGAUUUACUUGAAUUAAUCCAUUACAGGUCACCUGCCUAUCGUCGCCGUGACGCAGGGAUCGCGGGGCAAUUUGCGGACUCUUUGCGUGAAGCUGAUAUGCGGAGAAAAGUGGGGAUGUGUUCCCUGGACUUAUUUCAUUAAGAUGGUCGUGAGCUUCAAUCAUCACAGGCCUCAUUCUCCCAUUGCUGGAGCUAGUUCCUCAUGAUGAUAGUGCGGUGAAAAGGGCGUUUUUUUUUUUUUGUUUUUUUCUUCCAACGAUAAGGUCAAGAGACUGGCAUAGAAAAUGAAGAUUUGGAGCACGGAGCAUGUUUUCAGUUACCCCUGGGAGACAGUGAUCAAGGCAGCUAUGAGGAAGUACCCCAACCCCAUGAACCCCAAUGUGAUCGGGGUAGAUGUGCUGGACCGCAGUCUGGAUGCAGCCGGGCGCCUUCACAGCCACAGACUCCUCAGCACAGAGUGGGGCCUGCCGGCUAUCGUAAGAGCGAUACUGGGAACCAACCAGACACAGACCUACGUGAAGGAACACUCCAUAGUUGAUCCAGAGGAGAAAAAGAUGGAGUUAUGCUCAACAAAUAUCACUCUCACUAACCUCAUAUCUGUGGAUGAGAGGCUUCUUUACAGACCGCACCCAGAGAACCCUGAGGUGACUGUCCUCACCCAGGAAGCCAUCAUUACAGUUAAGGGAGUGAGUCUGAGCAGUUACCUGGAGGCCAUGAUGGCUAGGAGAAUGUCAGCUAAUGCCAGGAAGGGUUGGGAUGCUAUUGAGUGGAUUAUUCAGAACUCUGAAAGAGAAAACGUACCUCUCUGUGACAUUUACUAACGCUGGAGCUGAAGUAUACAGUGGUGACUACUUUCCUUGGCUGCACCUCAUAAACAACUGGGGAUCCUCAGCAUUUCCAGAUCGUCUCCCGUCUGUGGUAGUCUGGGAGGUUUUUCUGGAUCUCCAUCUGAACAGCACUGGAAGGACAGAGCAACAGUAACAUUUUUGCCAAAGCUGAAUGGUUAUUAAAGAAGAAUUUAAGGGAUGUGGGGCCAACACUGGUAGGCAUGCCUCAUUGCUAAUUCAGUACUCAUUAACCCAUUAGCUGUUUAAAUAAGUGUUAGCAGAACAGAUCAGCUUUACAAGACUGCCAGAAUUCACUGUUUGGAAUAUCAUAUUACAGUUUACUUUCACACCAUGCCAUAUCAUUUUAGAAUGCUAUAAAGGAAGGAUGCAAUAGGCCAUGGUGUGGGGCAAUGUUAAUAAUAUGCAACCACUUUCAUAAUUCUAUUUGAACUAAUAUAGUUUUUGUGUAAUGUCAUACAAUAGAGACUCCUGUUGUAGGGGUUUAAAUUGGAAAGUUGUUAUUGGUGCUUUUUAUGUGUUACAAGGGGCACGGACUGUAGUCUGCAUGAUAGAAGUAAAAAUGGAAUGUUAAAGAAAAAGUAUUUAGAUAGUAAGUCAAAGAAAUGAUAUUGUCUAUCACAAAAAAAAGAAAAAAAAAAAGAUGGGAAUGUACCUUUAACAUUGCCUUCUUUUUCUGCUCUCAAGGCAUCAAUACACUGGCAUCUUUUUGAUGUAGCAUGGGCGGCAGGUUUGCAAAUGGGUCAUUAAGGAAGAGGCGGAUCAUGCAGGUUAUAAAAACAUACACAGGUUUAACUGUUUAUAAUGGCCUUAAAAGUGAUACCUGUGUAUUAUUGCUUUGAGGGCAGUGCGAUGCCUUUGCCAGUCAUACCUGUCAUGCUUCCACAUGUUGAACUACUCCAUAGAAGCUACCUGUAUACCCUGAAGAGCAGGGCAGUACUGUAUGUGCAAUUCUGCAGUGGGAGAAGCACACCGUGAUUUACAUGCUAAAUCAGAUUUCUGACAUUAAAUUAAAUUAAAAUUUACAUAUUAGUAUAAAUAUUAUUUAUUUAACGUGUUAUAAGAAGCUUUCAUUUUAUGUGUGUGUUU